AUGCAUGACAAAAUAAAGGGGCAGGCGGCCCGCGCGGCCGUGGACGGGCACGUGCAGAACAAUCAAGUCCUUGGAAUUGGGAGUGGCUCGACCAUUGUUCAUGCUGUGCAUCGACUAGCUGAAAGAGUUCAACAAGAAAACCUGAAUAUUAUUUGCGUCCCUACAUCCUUUCAGGCACGGCAGUUGAUCCUGCAGAGUGGUUUAACCCUAAGUGACCUGGACAGACACCCAGAGCUUGACGUUGCCAUCGACGGAGCUGAUGAAGUGGACUCUGACCUCAAUCUUAUCAAAGGUGGUGGAGGCUGUCUGACACAGGAGAAGAUUGUUGCAGGCUAUGCCAAAUGCUUCAUUGUUAUUGCAGACUACAGAAAAGACUCCAAGAACCUUGGAGAGCGGUGGAAGAAGGGAAUCCCCAUCGAAGUCAUCCCGAUGGCCUAUGUGCCAGUCACCAGGGCCCUGGAAAAGAAGUUUGGUGGUGUUGCUGAGCUGAGGAUGGCAGUUAGCAAAGCAGGCCCUGUAGUGACGGACAAUGGGAAUUUCAUACUGGACUGGAAGUUUGACAUGGUCCACAAGUGGAAGGACGUGAACACAGCUAUCAAAAUGAUUCCAGGCGUGGUGGAAACAGGCCUGUUCAUCAACAUGGCGGAAGCAGUUUACUUUGGAAUGGAGGAUGGCUCCGUCCGCAUGCGUGAGAGACCGAGCCACUGACACCGGUCAGCCACGCUCUCUCCUUUGCCUUUGGCCAAUUCUCGGCUGCUGUCAUCAGUGCCAAUCUGAGAUUUUGCCUUAACGAGCGACCAUCAUGACAGAAGAGGAUGGCUUGAAUGUCAACCGAAUCCACUGAUAUGAUACUGAAUGUUUCUCUCUUCUCUCUCUCUUCUUUUUUUUUUUUUU
Messenger RNA from Gavialis gangeticus (Gharial), 894 nucleotides. It is a transcript of the gene RPIA, whose product is annotated as ribose 5-phosphate isomerase A. The record is from RefSeq and is a predicted model, not a curated record. Gene Ontology annotation, biological process: D-ribose metabolic process; pentose-phosphate shunt, non-oxidative branch. Gene Ontology annotation, cellular component: intracellular membrane-bounded organelle. NCBI's taxonomy places the organism in Eukaryota, Metazoa, Chordata, Crocodylia, Gavialidae. Gene Ontology annotation, molecular function: ribose-5-phosphate isomerase activity. The transcript is spliced from 10 exons. The coding region runs from base 1 to 708 and encodes 235 amino acids.